Molecule: messenger RNA, 570 nt
Organism: Pseudovirgaria hyperparasitica
Lineage: Eukaryota; Fungi; Ascomycota; Dothideomycetes; Acrospermales; Acrospermaceae
Exons: 5
Coding region: 80-379 (99 amino acids)
Source: RefSeq, a predicted model, not a curated record
UGAUUUAGACCACCCAUAACUGCGAGACGAACGCUGUGCCGCGCAUCCCCCAUAGGGACGUUGACACAGAGCCACCCAGAUGCUGCAUCAGCGAAGAUUAGAUACCAUUGAGAACGCAACUUCCCUGCCCUCCAAGACCGCCUCAGAGACAAAGUGGCUGCAUAUCACCGCCCCGUCAUCAUUUGAGGAAGAUCAGUCAUGUAUCUCGCAACACUCGCCACCGUUACCUUCAGUGCGAUCGCACUCGCCCUUCCCUCCACCCCGGUGCUCACGCAACGAGCAUGCAAAUCCUACGAAACACCAGACUACUUCGAGAAUCAGAUCCUCGAGUGGCAGCCCAACCCCAGCGCCGGCAAGAAGUGUACACUCUUCGCAGUAGCGAAUGAUUAUAGACUCGUGAUGGUACGCGCCCUGAUUGUUAUGAAGCAUUUGUAAGGAUAUAAUAUGUCAAUACGGAGUAAAUUAUAUCUAGAUGGAAUAUAGAACAAUAAGGUAUAAUCUUGACUAGGGCCUUCACAUGCGCUGAGUAGUAGCUUCCGAGGAGGAGGAUUGCUCCGGAAGCCGCCAGGC